This is a messenger RNA of Exophiala mesophila, 1362 nucleotides long. RefSeq lists its product as uncharacterized. The transcript has 2 exons. The record is from RefSeq and is a predicted model, not a curated record. NCBI's taxonomy places the organism in Eukaryota, Fungi, Ascomycota, Eurotiomycetes, Chaetothyriales, Herpotrichiellaceae. The coding region runs from base 217 to 1362 and encodes 381 amino acids.
CAAGUGAUCAGCAUUGAUGAGAAUCUAAAUCCCCAACGCAAACCCCCACCCCCGCAACAUCGGUGGGCCGCCCGAGGCUGUCACCGGGAUGAAUCUGCCUGAUAACAGCCUUCCUAAGGGCAUCAUAAAAAGGGCCGACGUCCCUGGACCUCAAGGCAGGGUAUCGAGUAGAUACAGCAGGACAGUCACCCCAUACCCAGAAAUCACUUGCCCAAAAUGUCCUCCAGCCCAAAGUUGAACAUUCCUGCCAGCACCAACACCUGUCAACUAUCAAUCAUCAACACUACGUGUGAUAUAACAUGUCCAACCCACUAUCUCAUCGAGCCCAAGGUGGCAGGAUACGAUUGGCUCAAUCUGCCGACCUUCUCCUUCUAUAUCAAGCAUGAGAAGUCGGGUAGGGAGUUACUCUUCGAUCUAGGUUCUCGUAAGGAUUGGCAGAACUCGGUCCCACAAAUUGCACAGCUCGUCAAUGACCACGUCAAUGGACUCAAGGUGGACAAAGAUGUUCUAGACAUUGUUCAAGAAGGGGGAGUUGAUGCCGCCAAUAUUGAAGCUCUGAUCCUAAGUCACUGGCACUACGACCACUGCGGGAAUCUUGCAGCACUGUCCAAGAACACAAAAGUCCUGGUUGGCCCCGGCUUUCGAGAUGCUUUCCUCCCUGGUUAUCCUGCAAAGGAAGACUCUCCAUUUCAUGAGGCCGAUUUCAUCGGGCGAGACGUUGUCGAGGUUCCGUUCUCAAACGACCUCAAAAUUGGCCGAUUCCAGGCCCAUGAUUACUUUGGCGAUGGCAGUUUAUAUAUUCUCAAUGUCCCGGGUCAUGCCAUUGGGCAUAUAUCUACACUGGUCAGGACGACACCAGACACCUUUGUCUUCCUAGGUGGGGACGUCUGUCAUUUCACUGGAGUAAUUCGACCAACAAGUCAUAUUCCUCUACCAGAUGAGAUUCCUCCUGAAGCUGUUCUCGAUAGUCGCAUUGCAAGACCAUGUCCCUGUUCGGCAUUUCUAUCAUCUCACCCUGAUCCGAAAAAUGGACAGAAGACGCCUUUCUUCACCAUCUCAACUGCACCAGAGACCUUCUACGCCGACAUCCCUACUUCUCGAAAAUCUAUAGAGGCACUGCAGGAGUUUGACGCUGAUCCAAACGUCCUGGUUGCUAUAGCCCAUGAUCCUACGGAGCUAGAAGUGUUUGAAUUCUUCCCCCAGCACACCAUGAAUGACUGGAAGGCCAAGGGUUGGAAGGAAGCAGUCCAUUGGGGUUUCCUAAGCGAGGUACCAUACAAUGGAAAAGUGGUUAGGGGACAUCUAGUCGACGGGCUUUAUAAAGAAGGGGAAAAGAUUCGUGGCCUUGUCAAAGAUAACUAA